This is a messenger RNA of Medicago truncatula (barrel medic), 2830 nucleotides long. Its product is annotated as probable galacturonosyltransferase 6. The transcript is spliced from 8 exons. NCBI's taxonomy places the organism in Eukaryota, Viridiplantae, Streptophyta, Magnoliopsida, Fabales, Fabaceae. The coding region runs from base 252 to 2051 and encodes 599 amino acids. Gene Ontology annotation, molecular function: polygalacturonate 4-alpha-galacturonosyltransferase activity. The record is from RefSeq and is a predicted model, not a curated record.
GCGUGUGUUGUGUCACAAUUGUACCUGCAACGAGAAAGAUAAGACACAAGACAAAAGUACAAACACACUGGUCUUCACCUAGUGUUACUCACUCCUCCAAAUCUAUACAUUGUUGUUUCUGCUGCGGAAGACACACACAUAGCAAAAAUGGAUAAACAAGAAAGAACAAUGUUCAGAUCAUUCAGUUCAAAGUGUUUAACCCACUUUGCGAUCUAAAUCUUCCAAAUGCACUUGUUUCCCACACUUUCAUUAUGAAGCUUUUUCGUCAACGCCAAAGGAUCCUCAUUCUCUCUCUUCUCUUUCUUUCCCUCGUUGCUCCUCUCAUUUUCUUAGGGAGAAGAGAGUUCCUUGAAGAUUUGUAUCGUGUUACAUACAGGACGGAUAGUUUGAAGUUAAAUGCUGCAGAACAGAUUCAACAAGAUGCUGAAGAAUUAGAAGAGCCUAAUCAAGUUGUUUAUAAACAAAAAGACGUUUCAACAAUUAGUUAUGGUUCAGAAAAGAAUAAUGAUGCUGAGGAACCUAGAAUUGCAGCUGUUGAAAGAAAUGGAUUCAACCAUGAUGAAAGACAAGACAAGGAUGCUCAGGGAAAAGAUGUAUCCUCCAUAGACGAAGAUACAAAUGUAAAUGAUGUUGUGCAUGGAACAUCGAAGGAGAAUAUUAAAGUGACCAAUAGGACAUCAGGUCGAAUAGCAGACCAUCAUCAUAUUUUAAACUCUAAUUCUCGUGAAGUGAAAAAUCAGAAGGUUCAAGAGAUUAAGGAUAAAAUUUUAAUGGCUAAAGCAUACUUGAAGUUUGCACCACCAAGCACCAACUCACACUUGAAGGAGCUGGAGCUGCAAAUGAAAGAGAUGGAGCGAGCAGUAGAAGGAGCCACCCGGGAUUCAGAUUUGUCAAGGAGUGUUUUGCAGGCAAUGAGACACAUGGAGGCCUCACUGUCUACUGUCAGCCGUUCUGUCUCAGACUGUUCUGUGGCUUCUAAGCUUCAAGCAAUGAAGCGCAAAACUGAAGAGCAAGUUCGUUUUCAGAGAAGUCGAGCAACAUAUCUUGUUAAUCUUGCUGUAAGGACUGCCCAAAAAAAUUUUCACUGCCUUUCUAUGCGGCUGACUGCUGAAUAUUUUGCCCUAAGACCUGAGGAAAGAAAGCUUCCAAAUGAAAAUAAGAUUCAUCAUCCAGAACUUUAUCAUUAUGUUGUCUUCUCUGACAAUGUUCUGGCAUGUGCAGUUGUUGUUAACUCUACUGUCUCUACUGCCAAGGAACCAGGGAAACUUGUUUUCCAUAUAGUCACUGAUUCUCUCAACUUGCCAGCGAUCUCGAUGUGGUUCUUGAUAAACUCUCCUGGCAAUGCCACAGUCCAUAUACAGAGCAUAGACAACAUUGAAUGGUUGUCGAAAUACAAUACCUUCGGUAAAAAUGGUAACAACGAUCCAAGAUACACUUCUGAAUUGAUCUACUUGCUUUUCUACCUGCCUGACAUUUUCCCUGCCCUAAAUAAGAUUGUGAUCUUUGAUCAUGAUGUGGUGGUUCAACAAGAUCUCAGUGGACUAUGGAAUGUCAAUAUGAAUGGAAAUGUUAAUGGAGCUGUUGGAACUUGUCAGGAAGGCAAAACCCCAUUUCAUAGGAUUAAUGGGUUCAUAAACUUCUCAGAUCCACUAAUUGGAGAGAGUUUUGAUGCCAAUUCUUGCACAUGGGCAUUUGGAAUGAAUUUGUUUGAUUUGCAACAAUGGAGGAGACAUAAUUUAACGGCUGUCUAUCACAAAUAUUCACAAAUGGGUUCUGAGAAGCCAUUGUGGAAUUGGAACGUUGCACGUAUGCCUUUAGGUUGGCUCACCUUCUAUAACAAGACAGAGGUGUUGGACAGACUAUGGCACAUUCUUGGCCUUGGUCAUAACUCAGGAGUUGAUCGAAAUGACAUUGAGCAGGCUGCUGUUGUACACUAUGACGGGAUUAGGAAGCCAUGGUUAGAUAUUGCAAUGGGAAGAUAUAAAGGUUAUUGGACCAAAUUUUUGAAUUUUGACCACCCUUUUCUACAACAGUGCAAUCUCCAGCCAUAGCUCAAAAUCUAAAACUGUCUACUUCUCUUGUUGACAAGUCUGGUAGCACAUUAAUCGCUUGAUUCACUUUAUUCUUUCUGCGAUUCUUGUUGUAUAGUUCUCCAUCCUCGUUCUCUCCAAUUUACAGUUACAAUCAAGAUAAGUGUCAGUGAUGAGUGUUUUAGUGGACACUGAUGCUACUGCUUCUUGUGAGUCUACACUCUACAUAGUUGCCUCUUAAUUCAUGCCAACAUUCUUUGUUAUUUUGUUCCAUGUGCCAACGGGGAGCUGUACUAUAGUUUACAUGGAAGAACAAAUUUACAAAUUAGAAUAGAGAUGAUGGCUGCAUUUUGAUUUUUUUAGCAUGAUUUGAUCUUUAAUCUUUACAUGGUGGAAAGGAAAGACCAUUGUGUAAUCUUUCCAACAGGCAAGACCAAUAUGACCUAGUUGUGUUUCAUUUUUUGGCGGUUAUGGAAGACCGAAGAUCAGAAGCGAAACUGGACAGCAACCAAAGGUUAGAAAGGUGUGGAAUGGCUGAAGAAGUCUGUUAUAUCUCAAUACUGUAAGAUUAGUUCAAAAUUGUCAUCAUUCUGAUAAAAAAAAUCAUGUGGUUGUGCUAUGGCCCCUCAAAUAUUUUGUAGGUGCUAUUGGAAAAUAUCUGAUGUUUUUUGCCCUGUAUUUUGAAUGGAAUCAGCUGUUUGUGUGUUUUGCUAAUUGCUGUUGGAAAAUGGUUGGUUUGAGAAACAAUUUAUUUCCUAUUUGUAUUUAAAAAAAAAAUCCUGUUUUUAUUUUGAUUAUUA